This is a messenger RNA of Trichomonas vaginalis G3, 1554 nucleotides long. Its product is annotated as guanylate cyclase protein. The record is from RefSeq and is a predicted model, not a curated record. Bases 1 to 1554 code for a protein of 517 amino acids. Lineage: Eukaryota; Parabasalia; Trichomonadida; Trichomonadidae. The transcript has a single exon.
AUGGGAAAUGCUAACAUGAUGAAUCUCGUGUCAUUUAUGGUUGGUCUUGGAGAAUUAUCGGCAACUACGUCAAAUAAAACAGCAUCACACAUUGCAGCAAUACUAGUACCUGUAUUAUGUCUUAUUUGUUGCUUCAACGUUCAUUUCCAAAGCAUAAUAAUCAAUAGACCACGAAAAAUCUUUUUAAUGGCCUCAUUUUGCACAAGUUUCAUUGCCAGUGUCUUUGGCAUUGUCUUCAAGUUCUUAAAGAAGGCAGUUCCUGAUUAUUUAGUUGGCAUCACAUUUUUAAUCUUUGUAAUCAUAUGUAUUGUCUACUACUUUGUUGAAAAUGGCAGUAUCAGCAAAAGCCUCAACUAUUUGGACGAAUACGAAUCAGAUCCCGGCCAAUUAUCAAAUAUCAAAAAUUUAACUUUACUGUAUCACAGAAUUACUAAAGGAUUCAUGUUGUCACAUCAUUACUGUCUAUCCUAUAACAUCUUCAAAGAUUUGAUGCAGAUUCAUCCAAAUAAUAAUCAAUUAAUCACUUUGUACGCCAAACUACUUGUUAUUUAUCCAGAAGAGUUCAACCAACUUAGUUGGAUCUACCAUCACAUUAAAAUAGCCGAGAAACGUACAAAUGCAUCAUUUUUUGUUGAAUCACAGAUCCAAACCAUUUUAAUGCGAAGAGAAUCCAUUUUAUCUGUCUCAUUAAAGAAGAAACUCUCAGCAAUCUCACAGUUAACAGCAACAGCGAAACUGAGAAUGAGAAACGCUUGGGAAACAAUUUUGUCAGGAAAUUUGACAGAUUUAGAACCAUUAUUUAAUGCUGUUUAUAAAAGUAUUGGACAAUUGGAUGUCAAAUUCAUGUACAUAUUGAAUUACCACUCCAACAACCAAUACGCGAUCAUGGCAUACGCAAACUACCAAAAGGAAAUCAUGGCCAAUAUUUCGGAGUCAGAAGCCCUGAAGGAAAAAGUGAAAAAUCUUCAAAAUGGUCAUAUGGAAAAUGUUGAUCAAAUUUACAUUUUCGGACGCUAUUCAUUCCCUUAUUUACCAUUACAUCCAUUAUUUACAAACAACAAAGACAACAGGUUCUCUGUACAGAACGCAAUACAAUUAGAUGACCAAGGAUUGAUGAAUAAUGAUGGAACAGCGAUGUUAGAUUCAGAAGAAGAGACACAAAGUAGAUUAAGAAUGUCUAUUGAUAAUAUUCAUUUACCUAGUUUAAGAUGGACAAUUUUCUUACAUUUAUUAUGUGUUUUGUUAUUUGUUGGAUUGCCAACAAUAUUAGGAUUAACUUUAAUUAGUUAUGUAGAAACAAGAGUAACUAAUCCAACAACUUUAGUUUCUUCUAUAUCUGAUUUAGAACUAAAUAUUGUUGCAAUGGUUACUAAUACUGUACAUUACAUUGGAGAAUUAGCUGGAUUAUUUGAAAGUAUGUGGAUAUGCCUUAUUAUACUGAUGAUGGAUCAAUAUCUCCUUCUAUUGGAGGUAAUUGUUCUUCGCUUGCAAUUAUUGGUUAUUUCAUUGAACAAGUUUUGUAUAUUACUGAACAAAUUGGUCAAUCAAAAGUGA